Messenger RNA from Endocarpon pusillum Z07020, 462 nucleotides. RefSeq lists its product as uncharacterized. The coding region runs from base 1 to 462 and encodes 153 amino acids. The transcript has 3 exons. The record is from RefSeq and is a predicted model, not a curated record. Lineage: Eukaryota; Fungi; Ascomycota; Eurotiomycetes; Verrucariales; Verrucariaceae. Gene Ontology annotation, cellular component: nucleus.
AUGUCUACCCAGCAACCCCACUCCCAUUCCCACUCCCACUCCCACGGCGGCGACGACGGAGACCACUCGCACUCGCACUCACACGAUCUCCCGCCCGCCGUGCAGUCGAGUCUGUACUCGCAGAUCGACUUCGACGGGAUCGUGACGCUGAACGAGCGCGAGCCCGGGUCGGGACCAGACAUAUUCACCGGCCAAUGCACGCUACACAGCCUCCUCCUGCACGCGCCACCAACCUCCACCUCGCCGCAAACCAUCCACCUGCCCCGCAACCGCCCGGACCUCGACUUCGCCACCGCCGUCGACCUAGCACCCACCCAGACCCUGAAUCUGCCCCCUCCAACCUCCGCCUCGUCAUCCACCAUCCUGGAACUAUUGAGGGAUGAGAGAGGCUGGGAUGGUGCUCCUUUCUUCAUCUCAAGCUGCCUGGUCGGGCACAACCGCUACGCCGAGGCCGAGGCCUAG